Messenger RNA from Linderina pennispora, 2187 nucleotides. RefSeq lists its product as uncharacterized. Gene Ontology annotation, cellular component: nucleolus; PeBoW complex. Gene Ontology annotation, biological process: maturation of LSU-rRNA from tricistronic rRNA transcript (SSU-rRNA, 5.8S rRNA, LSU-rRNA); ribosome biogenesis. NCBI's taxonomy places the organism in Eukaryota, Fungi, Kickxellomycota, Kickxellomycetes, Kickxellales, Kickxellaceae. Gene Ontology annotation, molecular function: RNA binding. Bases 61 to 1884 code for a protein of 607 amino acids. The transcript has a single exon. The record is from RefSeq and is a predicted model, not a curated record.
CUGCACUUGCUCUGUAUACACAACACCCCCCGCCUCCAUUCCAUCUAUUAGCCGUCAGCCAUGGGAAAGAUCAAGAAGAAGUUCACCGAGGGAGCGUCGACGACCUACAUUACGCGUAACCGGGCGCUGAAGAAGCUGCAGGUAUCGCUAGCCGACUUCCGGCGGCUGUGCAUCCUGAAGGGCAUCUACCCGGUGGAGCCCAAGAACCGCAAGAAGGCAAACCGCGGAUCCUCGAAGCCAACGACGUUUUACUACGCCAAGGACAUCCAGCUUCUCCUGAGCGAGCCGUUGAUUGCCAAGUUCCGCGAGCACAAGACGUUCCUGCGCAAGCUGCAGCACGCCCUGGGCAAGCACGACAUCACCAAGGCCAAGGACCUGCACUCGCGCCGUCCGCAGUACACUCUUGACCACUUGGUGCGCGAGCGCUACCCGUCUUUUGCCGACGCCCUACGCGACCUCGACGACGCCCUCUGCAUGCUCUUUUUGUUUGCCACUAUGCCGGUCGUGAAGAACGUCAGCAACGAGGUUGUUGAGGAGUGCAAGCGCCUGUCGGCCGAGUUCAUGCACUUUGUUGUCCACAGCCAUGCCCUGCGCAAGGUGUUCCUGUCAAUCAAGGGCAUCUACUACCAGGCCGAGAUCUCGGGCCAGACCGUGACAUGGAUCGUGCCGUACCAGUUCAGCCAGCACAUCCCGCUGGACGUUGACUUCCGCGUCAUGGCCACCUUCCUUGAGUUCUACCGCACCCUGCUUGGCUUCGUCAACUACCGCCUCUUCACCACUGCCAACCUGGCCUACCCACCCAAGGUCGAUGCCGAUCUGGACGACAGCGCCGCCGGCCUAGGCUCGCUGCGUGUCGAAUCCAAGCGCGUCGAGGAUCUGAUCAAGGAGAAUGACGAUGAGGAGACCACUGCCAUAGAGGAGAAGCACACCAAGGUUUCCAAGGAGAUGAAGCAGCGUCUGAGCACCCUUGGUGCCAAGAUCAAGUCUCUGGCCACAGCCGAGGAUGCUCCCGAGUACAGCUCGGUGACCGUCGGUGGGGACGACUCGGAGGCACGCAACGAAGACGACGACUCCAACACUGCCGAGCUCCUGUUCAACAAGCAGGUAUUCUUCCUGUCGCGUGAGGUCCCUCGGUAUUCGCUCGAAUUUGUCAUCCGUGCCUUUGGCGGCCGUCUUGGCUGGGCUAGCUCGUCGGGCGGCGGCUCACCGUACUCGGAGAAUGACACCAACAUCACCGUGCAGAUCUGCGAUCGCCCCGUCCAGGGCCACCAGUUCCUGAACCGCACAUACCUGCAACCCCAGUGGGUCUACGAUUCCAUCAACGCCCGCCGCUUGUUGCCCACCGACGACUACCUGGUCGGCCAGCAGCUGCCGCCUCAUCUCUCGCCCUUCGUUGAAUAUGCCGACGGUGACUACAUUCCCGAGGCUGCUGCCAAGUUUGCCACUGCUGAAGGCUUUGAGGGUGACGUUGAGAAGCUGAAGCCCGAAGAUGAGGACGAGGAGGAGAGCGAGGGCGAGGAGGAUGCCGAGAUCGAGGGUGAUAGCGCUGACGAGGAAGAGUCUGAUGAUGAAGACGAGGACGACAUUGCCGAGAAGCAGCACCAGAAGCAGCUGCUGGCUGAGAGCCAAGGCCUGUCGUUCACGGAGUACCAGCAGAAGGCAGGCAACAAGAAGGCCAAGAAGCCCGCUGCCAAGAAGCGCUCCAAGGCUGAGGAGGAAGAGGAGGAGCGGCAGCGUAUUGCCAUUUCGAUGCUAAGCCGCAAGAAGCGCAAGCUCGUCAACCGCACCCAGGACGAGGCGAAGAAGCGCGCCAAGGAUAUCAACGCCUUGCAUUCCCGCAAGGCACAGGUCACAAAAGCUGCCAAGAAGGCCGCGAGGAAGUGAAAGCACACUCUGUUGAGCCACUCGUUCGCUUUCGUAUCUACUUUUAUCACAAAAAUAUUUACAUUACUAGAGCUGGAUGUACCCGGAAGAUGUGCAUAGGCAGAUAUAGUUGGAGUAUACAUUUUGAUGACCACAUCCAUAGUCGCUAUAUUCCUCUCCAUUGUCGAAGCAUCUGCUUUCCCUGUGUUAACCUUGGGAAUGGGACGAGUGUUUACGAGCGUGUAUGUGAGCUAAAAUCAAAGGUGAAACAAGAUUGACUGAAGGAAAAGGGGAGGGUUCGGUCGGCCUGAGGUCUGAUUUUAU